Molecule: messenger RNA, 1563 nt
Organism: Cinclus cinclus
Lineage: Eukaryota; Metazoa; Chordata; Aves; Passeriformes; Cinclidae
Gene: CD4
Product: CD4 molecule
Exons: 9
Coding region: 1-1464 (487 amino acids)
Biological process (GO): positive regulation of ERK1 and ERK2 cascade; T cell activation; interleukin-15-mediated signaling pathway
Cellular component (GO): membrane raft; external side of plasma membrane
Molecular function (GO): protein tyrosine kinase binding; MHC class II protein binding
Source: RefSeq, a predicted model, not a curated record
AUGGAGUCGAGCAGCACACCCGUGAGCCACACUCCUGCCAUCUUCUUGCUUCUGCAUCUGGGUCUGACCUCCAGUAUGGCUCAACAAAAUGAAUUCCAGAUUGGACUUGCAGGAGGGGAGGUGACCCUGAACUGCACAGGCAUACUUCCUGACUCAAAAUUAUCCCGGGACACAGUUGUGCGCUGGAAGUUCUAUGAUACUGCUUUAUGGCGUAUGGAAAAGGGUACAAUCUGGAAAACACCGGCUUUCAUUACUGAUCGAUUUGGCAUCAAGGCGCAAUAUAAACAGCUGUGGGUGCGGAAUUUGAAGCUCUCUGAUGCUGGCAUCUAUACCUGUGAAUAUGGCUCUCACAAAGUCCACACCUCACUGCAUAUCUUUAAAUUGAUGAUCAAUUUGAAUGGGAGUUUUCUGCAAAAUGAAGUCCCUGAGCUGACUUUAAUGCAAAAUUCAUCUGGUCCUCUACCUGAUCUCAGAAUCACAUUGUUUGACAGUAACAAUAACAGAGUAACACCAGAAUUACAGAACAAGAGCAGUCAAAAAUACACAGUGAAUUUAAAGAAACUGGAGGCUAUGGACAGUGGGACCUGGGUGUGUCAGGUCCAUUCAGACUCUCCACGGAUUGAUCAGAAUAUCCCCUUUGCUGUGAAGGUAUUAGGUUUUCAGAAUCCAGAUUUGGAAAGAAAGUAUGCAACUGUUGAUAGCACUGUCAUCUUGUCAUGGCAUUUGAACUCCCAGAAGAUAAAAUGGAAAGAAGGUUUCACAGGACGGCUGAAUUGGAAACAACAGGAAAGUGCAAGCCCCCAUGAGCUGCUUGAUUUCAAUGUCACAGCACAAGGACAGCUGCAUGAGACCAUAAAAAGCAGUAACUUUCUGUUUGAGAUACCUGAAAGAAAACCUGAAAGUACCAUAGAACUGAAGCUCCCUAAAGUGCAUUUUAACCAUUCUGGCCAGUACCAGUGCCAGCUGGAGUACCAAGGAAGACAUGCACAGAGCAACAUAGAGCUGGUGGUGAUGAAAGUCUCAGCUAAGCCUGUUGGGCCACUCUCCAGAGGGGCCAAUAUGACCCUGACCUGCCAGGUCUCUGGACCGCUCCAACCCAGUGCCUACUUGCGCUGGGAACGUGUGAAUGGGACUAAGAUGGACAUUAAGAACUCAAAGCAGCAUGAAGUAAAGUUGGAGGUGAACAUCAGUGCUGCAGGUCUGUGGAGCUGCCACCUCAUAGAAAACAGUGACAGAAAGAUCAGCCUUCAUUACCACGUGGAGGAAGCUGCUGUUUGGACUAACUAUGUGAUAAUUGGAGCAAGUGUUGGAGGCAGUUUAUUGGUGUUUGCCCUUGGGUGCCUGUGCAUCAGCAGUGGUACAAGAUGGCAUCGGAGAAGGCAACGGGCAAAAAGGAUGGCACAAGCAAGACAAUACUUGCUGGAAAACAAGACGUGUCAGUGUCAACACCGACUGAAGAAGUAAUACUUCAACACUGGCAUCGCAAGGACUGGUGAAGUCUCUGCCUGUACCUAAACACCUGGCAGCCCACAGUGCUCUGUGAAUCCAUCUCCUUUUCUCCUU